Necator americanus (New World hookworm) is the source of this 843-nucleotide messenger RNA. RefSeq lists its product as uncharacterized. The transcript has 5 exons. Bases 1 to 843 code for a protein of 280 amino acids. Lineage: Eukaryota; Metazoa; Nematoda; Chromadorea; Rhabditida; Ancylostomatidae. The record is from RefSeq and is a predicted model, not a curated record.
AUGCCAAAAGAUGAACUGCUGGGCAACUCUGGCACGCGAUCGGGGCAAAUGGAAGAAUUACUGGCGCCUCCUCGACCAGCUCGAAGAGAAACAGGAAUUAAGAAACAACGCGCGACGAGCAAGUUGGCUUUCGUCCUGGCCGAUCUACGAUUGUCCAGGUGUUCAUCGUCAGGAGAGUCAUCGAAAUCUGGCAGCGACCGUCUUCUUAACGCGCUUCGCGCCGAUGGAGUACCAGGAAAGUUCGUUCGCUUGCUUGAUGACAUGAAUCAACGAACAACUGCUGCAGUUCGAACAUCAGGCGGAUGUACAACAUCAUUUGAAAAGGUAACUGGUGUAAGACAAGGGGCAGUGGCAGGACCCUUCCUGUUCAAUUUCGCCAUUGACGACAUUAUGCGAACAACAGUCGACCAGUGUCCUGCCGACAUUGUCUUAGCACCAUCAGGGUACGAAAGCAGUACGAAACUUCAACAUGUUGUCAACCUUGUAUCGAAGCUGGCUGCAGCCUACGGACAACGCCUAUGCCCUGAUAAAUGCAAGCAGAUGUGGAUCUCUUCGAGACCUCGAACGGGAAUCAGGAACAACGGCAGCUACGAGAGAGAUGUUCAGCAAAGAUGCGCUAAGGCCACUUCUGCAUUUAACUCCUUAACGAAAUGUCUGUGCUCGACCUCCAUCACCAACGAAGUCAAACUGCGAGUCUACCUAUCCGCAAUUCGCCCCAUCAUGAUGAACGGAUCGGAGACUUGGGCAGCACCAUCAACGGUUAUGGAGAGGCUUGACCUGGCACGGAACGAAAGCUGCUUAGACGGCUACUUGGCUACUUUUGGCCUAGGUGUGACACAAUGA